AUCCCUGACCAUCUGGAUCCCGAUGCAAAUGGUGAUGGCAUUCCCGACUGCCAGCGCAAUGACUCGGUCAAAUACCACGUGAUCCGAUCCUUCGGUGGUUCAAUCAAGAAGGUCAUCAAAGUUCGACAGUUGACCCGUGAAGAGGAUGCACUCCUUCGACUUAAGGAGGCCGUUGACCACCGGUUGCACAGAAUUCGGGCGCUAAUGGAACCAGAUCUCACUGUGCCUGAAAAGAUGCCCAGCGAAGCCGCUCCAGUGCCGUCUAAACCCCGAACUUCUUCAAAUGUGGCUAUUCCAAAAUCACCGAAGGUCACGACCGGCUUAAAGGCGGCUGCAGAGGGAAAAGGAAAGGGAAAACCGGUACCUCCGGCAGCGCCAGUCAUUAAGGCUCCUGCAAAGUUUGUUAAGGCACCGAAAGUCCCACAAGCCCAGAUGGGGAAGCGAAAACUUCAGGGAAUAUUGACGCCCGGUUUUCAGGAAGUAGACAACACUGAACACCAUUAUCCCCACCACGAUAAUGAUGAUGAACUGGAAGCUGAUGAGGACGAUCUCUCGCAAGCCAGUCUUAAACAUCGCGAGGAGGUAGAGAAGGAGGAGGACCAGGAGCAAGACGAGGAACACAAUGCGCACGAGGACGAAGAUGAGGACUCGAAAGUACAUGACAACCACAACUCACAUGUUGUCGUUAUGCAUCGGAGACCCAGUCAUCAUCAAGAGGUACAUUAA
Messenger RNA from Dibothriocephalus latus, 726 nucleotides. The record is from the annotation of a GenBank genome assembly. NCBI's taxonomy places the organism in Eukaryota, Metazoa, Platyhelminthes, Cestoda, Diphyllobothriidea, Diphyllobothriidae.